AACGAAACUGAUAGACACAGAGACCGAGAAUUUGGAAAAACAAAACUCACAGCUCAGCCCCUCCAAUCUCCAUGCAUAAUUGCAAAAUAUAAAAUUAAAAUCCCAUCAUAUAAAUACCCAUUUCUUUUAAAUAUUUAAUCAAAACUUAGAUCUUUCACUAAUGGCGUUAAUUAGAUCCAUUAAAAAAAACUUAGGUAGAAAAUUAUCCUUCGAAAUCCUAAGCGAGACCGGCAGCUCUAACGGCGACGACGAUGAAUUCCUUCUCGACCAAUCAAAUUCCGUUACAGAUAACAGUAACGGUAUUAGUAAACCUAGCAAUCGGAGAAAGAAGAAACACAAGAAGAAAAAACCUCCGUCUCCGUCUGUUAUACCGGAAGAUCCGAUCGACGGCAGCUUCUCCGAUUCUAAUUUGAUUGAAAAUGGAGACGGGAGACAUGAUUUUUUGAGUAAUCAUAUCGGAGGAGGAAGCAGUACGGUGUGUAGUACAGUGAGUGAUGUGCCGGAGAUUUUGGAGUUUAAACAGAGUUUGUUUAAUCAUGAUAAUCGGAGAAACAGUGGCGGUGGUUCUAGGGAGUUGAGACAGCGGAAUGUUAGCUUCGGCGGAGAUGAAUCGGUUACGGAGGAGAAGUCGUCGGUAUCUGCAGCGCAGGAGGUUAUAACGGCGCCGGAGAAGGAACGGAGUAGUGAACCGGUUGUUAACGGAAAUGUUGACGUUCCGAUGGCGAAAUUAGAACCGGCUGAGUCAUUGGAUUGGAAUCUUCUCUUGGCUCAAGAUCCUAAUUUUGUAUUUACUGUUGAUAAAUCGCCGGUAAAGUACUUAAUGGAUGAGAUGUAUAAAGGGAAUUCAUUAAGAAGCACAAGUACUCUUGGCAGUGAGAAAGAAAGACAGAAAGUUUAUGAUACUAUUUUUCGAUUACCGUGGCGAUGCGAAUUGCUUAUAGAUGUUGGGUUCUUUGUAUGUUUGGAUUCAUUUCUAUCACUUUUAACUAUCAUGCCAACUAGGAUUUUUAUGAUCCUUUGGAGGUUUUAUCAUACCAGGCAGUUCAAGAAGCCUUCUGCAGCUGAGCUCUCUGAUAUUGGCUGCUUAAUAGUGUUGGCUUCCGGUGUUGCACUUUUGGGGCGCACAGAUAUCAGCUUGAUUUAUCACAUGAUUCGUGGUCAAGGAACAAUCAAACUCUAUGUAGUUUACAAUGUUUUGGAGAUAUUUGAUAGACUGUGCCAAAGUUUUGGCGGGGAUGUGAUGGAGACUCUGUUUAAUUCUGCAGAAGGGAUGGCUAAUUGUUCAGAAGAAAGCACAAGAUUCUGGAUUUGGAGAUUUAUCUGUGAUCAGGCUCUAGCUAUGGCUUUUUCCAUUCUUCAUUCUUUCAUUUUAUUAGUUCAGGCAAUCACUUUAUCAGUUUGUAUUGUUGCACAUAACAAUGCCUUGAUGGCGUUGCUAGUAUCCAAUAACUUUGCUGAGAUAAAAAGCAACGUCUUCAAACGUUUUAGCAAGGAUAACAUUCAUAGUCUUGUAUAUGCUGAUUCGGUAGAGAGAUUCCACAUUUCAGCAUUUCUCUUAUUUGUCUUAGCUCAAAACAUUCUGGAGGCUGAGGGUCCUUGGUUCGAGAGUUUUCUUAUUAAUGCUAUGACGGUCUUCCUGUGCGAGAUGUUAAUUGACAUCAUCAAACAUUCAUUUCUUGCCAAAUUUAAUGACAUAAAGCCCAUUUCAUACUCCGAAUUUCUUGAAGAGCUUUGCAACCAGACAUUGGAUAUUCAAACUGGGGGAAAGAAAAAACAACUCACCUUCAUUCCUCUGGCUCCAGCUUGUGUGGUUAUACGAGUGUUGACUCCGGUUUACGCUGCUCACCUCCCCUGUAGUCCAUUCGCAUGGAGAUUCUUUUGGAUCCUGCUUUUGUGUUCAAUGACCUAUGUUAUGCUAACAAGUUUGAAGGUCAUGAUUGGCAUGGGACUACAAAAGCAUGCGACUUGGUAUGUUAACAGGUGCCGAAAGAGAAAACUCCAUUUUCACUAUGAUUAAUUAUACAAAGAAGAACCACAUAAAUACUCCGUACAUGUCCUGCAUGGUUCAUCUUGCUGUCGAAGAGCAUUUUUUCUGCAUUCUGCUGGAGGCGUAGGCCUGCAGUUGUUUGCCUUGUACGAAAGGGCGACAAAUCUUCGGUCAGCUUAAGGUAAAGAUACCGGUCAUCUAGCCUGUCAGUUUUGAGUUUGACGGGGAUAUUCGCCUAUUCGGUUCGAUUUUGUUUGCAAAUGAAGAUCAUUUGGUUAUUGAGAUAAGAGGAUUCAAGUUCAAGCCUCCUAAAUCUAUCAUGUAUAGUAUUCCUUCUGCUGUUGCCUACAGCAGAAUAAAUUAGUGUUCUAGACUAAAUCUGCUCUAUGAAAAAGAUGAAGUUUCUUUUUUUCAAAUGUAUUAGGAAAAAUAGUUUAUCCCCUGUUUAAUUCAACAAUUUUGUACUUUUUUAUUUUA
Mercurialis annua (annual mercury) is the source of this 2464-nucleotide messenger RNA. Its product is annotated as protein POLLEN DEFECTIVE IN GUIDANCE 1. The record is from RefSeq and is a predicted model, not a curated record. Lineage: Eukaryota; Viridiplantae; Streptophyta; Magnoliopsida; Malpighiales; Euphorbiaceae. Gene Ontology annotation, biological process: maintenance of protein localization in endoplasmic reticulum. The coding region runs from base 161 to 2017 and encodes 618 amino acids. Gene Ontology annotation, cellular component: endoplasmic reticulum membrane. The transcript has 11 exons.